Molecule: messenger RNA, 288 nt
Organism: Thermochaetoides thermophila DSM 1495
Lineage: Eukaryota; Fungi; Ascomycota; Sordariomycetes; Sordariales; Chaetomiaceae
Exons: 1
Coding region: 1-288 (95 amino acids)
Source: RefSeq, a predicted model, not a curated record
AUGGUCCUCGUUCCCAAAGAUGAGACUCUUCCAAAGCGACUUCUGAUCCUCAAGGACAACCAGAUCAACGAAAUGACGCUUGCUAUGAUCGAGCAAUCCAGCAAGCCUGCCGUUAUGGGCGUGCUCAAGAACCUUCAACUUCGCUUUCCAAUCAGCCUUCCACUUCUGAUUCUUGACAGCCUCGAGGACAGUGGUGUACUCCUUGCACUUCACCUCCGUGGCAACAACAUCCAACAACCUGUCACGCUGCAGCACAGAUUGCAUCUGUGGCCACCAGCUGGUGCCUGA